Molecule: messenger RNA, 1787 nt
Organism: Phascolarctos cinereus (koala)
Lineage: Eukaryota; Metazoa; Chordata; Mammalia; Diprotodontia; Phascolarctidae
Gene: ECHDC1
Product: ethylmalonyl-CoA decarboxylase 1
Biological process (GO): fatty acid beta-oxidation
Cellular component (GO): cytosol
Molecular function (GO): catalytic activity
Source: RefSeq, a predicted model, not a curated record
GGGCGGGCGGACGAGCGGGGGCAGUCGCCCUUGGCUGCGGGAGGGAGUGUGGGGUCCCCGAGGCUCUAGUGACUGCUGUGACUGCCAAGGAGGCGGCGGCCCAGGGACUGGUCCCGACAGGUCCGAAAGUGCGUUCGUCCGUCUGGCCAUCCCUCCCCCCGAGAGUGUCUUCCGACUGACUCGCUCCUGCUCUCCUGCUACAGAUGGACGGGGCGUCCGCGGCCUUAAGUGAAAAAGAAUCCCCUCUGCUGCCUUCCCAGCCUGAGCACCAAAACGAGGAGAACCCCGCUACUUCCCAAGAAAUGGCUGCUUCUGUUUUGAAGACUUCAUCUCUUUCUGUAAGAAAAAAACUCUUACAACAAACUGGAUUUCCACUAUACAGCACUUCUCACGGUUUCCAUGAGGAAGAUGUCAAAAAGAAACUUCAGCAGUUUACUGGUGGAUCUGUUGACCUUCGUAAAGAAGACUGUGGCAUUGGCAUUCUCACUUUUAACAACCCAAGUAAAAAGAAUGCAUUUUCAGGAGUUAUGAUGCUACAGCUUCUGGAGAGGGUGAUUGAACUAGAAAACUGGAAAGAAGGGAAAGGCCUUAUUGUCUGUGGGGCAAAAAACACUUUCUGUUCAGGAUCUGAUUUGAAUGCUGUGAAAGGUCUGGGAACCUCACAGGAUGGAGUCCAAUUAUGCAUGUUUAUGCAAAACACCUUAACAAGAUUUAUGAGGCUGCCUUUAAUAAGUGUUGCUUUGAUUCAAGGAAGAGCAAUGGGUGGAGGAGCAGAAUUAACCACAGCUUGCGAUUUCAGGGUAAUGACUCCAUCAAGUGAGAUCAGAUUUGUCCAUAAAGAAAUGGGCAUAAUACCAAGUUGGGGUGGAGCUGCUCGACUGAUUGAAAUUAUUGGCAGUAGACAAACCCUCAAAGUAUUAGGUGGAGCUCUCAAACUGGAUUCUACAGUAGCCCUGAAAAUAGGAAUAGCUGAUGAGAUUCUGCAAUCUUCUGAUGAAGAUCAGUCUUUAGAAGAAGCACAGAGAUGGCUACAACAAUUUAUCAGUGGUCCACCAGAAGUAAUUAGAGCUUUGAAGACUGUAGUUUCUUCAGGAAAAGAACUUGCUUUAGAAGAGGCAUUAGAGACUGAAAGAGAUGUUUUAAGCACACUUUGGGGUGGACCUGCUAAUUUGGAGGCUAUUGCUAGAAAAAUGAAAUUUAACAAGUAGUCUGUAAAGAACAUGAUACUUUGCAAACACUUCCAACUGCAAAAAUGUUUAAAAAACAGAAGCAUAAUAUAUUGUAUUAAAUAUAAAUAAGCCUUAGCAAUUUUUCUGUUGGAAAUGGGAAUUAUGAAUUUGUUACUUUAAUCUGUUUAAAAGUAUAUUUUAAAUCAGAAUUAUGCUGUUGUCCUGAAAACUGUCAAAAAUUGUUUUAUUUUUCAUUUAACAACUAAGAUCAGAAGACUAAAGACUAUUUUUCAUUCUUUUCUUAUCCACCAAUAUUAUGGACCCUCAAGAGAACACAUUUCUUUCUUCUUAGAACUAAGGUAGGGUGGGUAUGGCUGCCAAAUAUUGUGUGUGGGUGUGGGGAUAUAUGUGUGUGGGGGGGUGGGGGGUAUGUGUGUGUAUGUGUAUAUAUAUACACACCCACCCACACAUACAUACUGGCAAAUUAAAUUGUUAGUUUUGCUGUUUUUCUUUGUUACAAAGGAUAGUUAGAUGACAUGGGCAUAUUGACUAAUGACUAGUGUAAAAGAAACAAGGGACAUUAAUAAAAUAAAAUUUUUAGAAAUCUGUACAAAUCAA